This is a messenger RNA of Pundamilia nyererei, 1194 nucleotides long. RefSeq names its product 40S small subunit processome assembly factor 1 (gene fsaf1). The transcript is spliced from 9 exons. The record is from RefSeq and is a predicted model, not a curated record. The coding region runs from base 155 to 895 and encodes 246 amino acids. Lineage: Eukaryota; Metazoa; Chordata; Actinopteri; Cichliformes; Cichlidae.
CCUUCCCUCUUUUACCUACGGUGGCCGGACAGGACUAAUACGCCGGGUUGCACUGCAUGUACCAUGUGCGCUCUGUUGUCAUUGAAACGAGCAAGUUAGCGACAAUACUUAAGCUCUCAUUUUUACCGCUUACCCUGCUUAUUAUUAGCACGAAAUGGGGUCCGAAAGAAACGGGAAUAAAGACGAAGAUUGCUUGUUUCUGGAGCAUGUUUUGGACAAGCUUUAUGACUUUGGAUCAGGACCAAAAAAGAAGUCUCAGAAGAAGAAAAAACGAAAAAGAUGCGAAGAUUGGGAGGAAGAAGAGGAGCUCCCUGCAGUGAAGGAUAUAUGCAGUGACACUGAAGACUACAAAGCAGAGCAACAUGAUGCUGAGCAGCAGCAACAACGAAAGGCUGAGCAAACGGCCUUCGAGCAAGUGAACCAGGUGGAGGUAGUCACAUUUCAAGACCCCACAAAGAAAAGAAGAAAGUCAACACCAGACCCCAACAAAACACCUGCCCUUCACAUAGCAGAAAAGGAGCAAAGCGACCAGCUAGGAGAACUCAAUUUGGAAAAGGCUCGUCUGGAAGUCCAUCGGUUUGGAAUUACAGGCUAUAAGAAGGCGGAGCAGCGUGUUUUUGAACAGGACAGAGCGGUCAUGUUGGGAGCCAGACCUCCUAAAAAGGAAUAUGCGAACUAUAAGAUACUUCAGCAGCAAAUCAAAGAGAAGAAAGAGAAGGAAAAGGAGGAGGCUCAGCUGGGCCUGAAGAAAAAGAAGAAGAGUAAACAGAGAAACAGGAAGACAACUGUACCCUCGGGUCCUGGCGCAGCCCCCUCUGGUCAGGUGGGCCGCUUCAAGAACGGCAUGCUGCUCCUCAGCUCCAAGGAGAUCCAGAAGAUCAAAGGCAACAAGUGAGGAAUUUGAAUCCUACAGAAUGGAAAAUGCAGACCAGCAUGUUAUGGAGAGGAAGUGGACACAAUAGACAUUUCCUGAUAAUAUGUCACUGUCUGGGAGGGAUGGUGUUACUGGUGACUAUUGUGUCAGAAAUUCAGUGGAUUGAUCUUCGACUGUGCAUCAUGGACAAGUCUUAAAGCACAUAACUGGAGACUGAAUACUGUCAAAUCAUCUUCCAUCACAGUUUAUUUAUUUUGUUUUUAUAAAUGACAAAAAAGAGACAUUUGUGUAUCUUGUGUUGUACACUGACAGUUUUAAAA